AUGGCUCGCUUUGAAGAGGACCUGGCCGGCCGCUACGGAGGCGGCGGCCCCGCGGGCCCGACCAGAGGGGUCAGCCGGCUGCCGGGGGUCCCGAGGGUGUACAAGCAGACGAUGGCCCAGAGAGCCCGGACCAUGGCGAUCUACAACCCCAUCCCCGUCAAACAGAGCUGCCUCGCCGUUAACCGCUCUCUGUUCAUCUUCAGUGAGGAUAACAUCAUACGGAAAUAUGCCAAAAAGAUCACCGAAUGGCCUCCAUUUGAGUACAUGAUCCUGGCCACCAUUAUUGCAAACUGCAUCGUGCUGGCCCUGGAGCAGCACCUGCCGGCCUCAGACAAAACCCCCAUGUCCGAGCGCUUGGACGACACAGAGCCCUACUUUAUUGGAAUAUUUUGUUUUGAGGCUGGCAUCAAGAUCAUCGCUCUGGGCUUUGCCUUUCACAAAGGCUCCUACCUGCGUAGCGGCUGGAAUGCAAUGGACUUUGUGGUGGUCCUAACAGGGAUCCUGGCCACUGUGGGGACAGACUUUGAUCUGAGAACACUAAGAGCGGUGAGAGUACUGCGGCCCCUCAAACUGGUGUCCGGCAUUCCAAGUCUGCAGGUGGUACUGAAGUCCAUAAUGAAGGCCAUGAUACCUUUGCUGCAGAUCGGCUUGCUGCUCUUCUUCGCAAUCCUCAUGUUCGCCAUCAUCGGCCUCGACUUCUAUAUGGGAAAGUUCCAUCGCACCUGCUUCAGGAUAGACACCGACGAACAGGUGGCAGAUUUCCCCUGCGGCCUGGAGGCUCCGGCCAGGAUCUGCGAGAACGGCACCAUCUGCAAGGAGUACUGGACCGGACCCAACUACGGCAUCACUAACUUCGACAACAUCCUCUUCGCUAUUCUCACUGUGUUCCAGUGCAUCACCAUGGAGGGAUGGGUAGAGAUCCUCUACAACGCCAACGAUGCCUCGGGGAACACGUGGAACUGGCUGUACUUCAUCCCCCUCAUCAUCAUCGGAUCCUUCUUCAUGCUCAACCUGGUAUUAGGUGUGCUUUCAGGGGAGUUUGCCAAGGAGAGAGAGCGGGUGGAGAAGAGGCAGGAGUUCCUGAAGCUCCGCAGACAGCGGCAGAUAGAGAGAGAGUUAACCGGGUACCUGAAGUGGAUCUGCAGAGCUGAGGAGGUGAUGCUGGCUGAGGAAGACAAGCAUGCAGAAGAUAAAUCUCUGGAUGGAGCAUGGUACAAAAGGAAACAAACCAACUCUGUGCUCAAAAGAACCAAGAAGAGUAAGAAUGACCUCAUCAACGCUGAAGAGGACAUCUCAUCUGUCGGGUCUCCGCUCACCCGGGCCAGCUUGAAGAGCAAGAACGAGAACGAGAACUCGUCGUACUUCAGGAGGAAGGAGAAGAGGCUCCGCUUCACUAUCCGCCACCUGGUGAAGUCCCAGAGCUUCUACUGGACUGUGCUGUGUCUGGUGGGCCUUAACACGCUGUGUGUGGCCAUCGUUCACUACGACCAGCCGGAGUGGCUCACCUUCGCUCUGUACCUGGCCGAGUUUGUAUUCCUGGGCCUGUUCCUGGCAGAGAUGUCCAUGAAAAUGUACGGCCUGGGACCCCAGAACUACUUCCACUCCUCAUUCAACUGCUUUGACUUUGGGGUGAUUAUCGGCAGCAUUUUUGAGGUCAUCUGGGCGGCCAUCAAACCCGGCGCGUCGUUUGGGAUCAGUGUGCUGCGAGCUCUGAGGCUGCUCAGGAUCUUCAAAGUCACCAAGUACUGGAAUUCUUUGAGGAACCUGGUAGUAUCCCUUCUCAACUCCAUGAAGUCCAUCAUCAGCCUGUUGUUCCUCCUCUUCCUCUUCAUCGUGGUGUUCGCUCUGCUGGGCAUGCAGCUGUUUGGUGGACAAUUUAAUUUUGAAGAUGAAACGCCGACAACAAACUUUGACACAUUCCCAGCAGCCAUUCUCACCGUGUUCCAGAUCCUCACUGGGGAGGACUGGAAUGCAGUCAUGUACCAUGGGAUCGAAUCCCAGGGGGGCGUUAAAGGGGGGAUGUUCACCUCCAUUUAUUUCAUCAUUCUCACUCUCUUUGGAAACUACACGCUGCUCAACGUUUUCUUGGCCAUCGCUGUGGAUAACCUGGCCAAUGCCCAGGAGCUCACUAAGGAUGAAGAGGAGCAAGAGGAGGCCAUCAAUAAGAAGCUCGCACUCCAGAAAACAAAGGAGGGGAAGGAGGUCAGCCCCAUGUCAGCCACCAACAUCUCCAUCACAGCUUUUCUAACACGCAGUCGAGGUAACGCGCACUCUAGCAGCUCAUCCAUCUGCAGCGUUAACUCACUGAGUUAUGUCUGCACCCCAGUCCAUCACUACCUGAGUAAGGAGCAGCAGAAGUCACUGAAGACCAUGUCAGUGUGGGAGCAGAGGGCCAACCAGCUGAGGAGGCAGAACCAGACCAGCUGUGAGGCGCUCUACAGCGAACUGGUCCGGUCCGACAUGAAGACCCACCUGGACCGGCCCCUGGUUGUUGCGCCUCUGGACAGGUCAUGUCCUGCCGGCCACCAGCACCACCAUCACAAUGCCUGCAUGCCAGAGGAGGCAGAGGCUGCCACUGACCCCCCCCCUCCUGCUCCUCUCCAGCCCCGCCGCCACCACCGCCACAGAGACCGGGACCGGGCCAGAACCAGGGAGGAGGCUAACGAAAAUGGGGGCACCAGUAAGGACCGGGGGCACCACGUCCAUCACAGCCGGUCUAAAGAGCCCGGCGACAGCCAGGGAAAAGAGGCAAAGAGCGAGAGGUCCCGCAGCCGAGAGGGGGGCAGGAGGCAUCACCUUCAGAGCUCAGUGGAUGACAGCGGUGGGGGAGGAGUCACGAGCGAGAGAGGGCAUCGGCAUCAUCAUUCACACCGGCAGUCCCGGAGGGGCAACAGGACAGUGAACAGUGGGGAGAAGGGAGAGCGAAGAUCCUGCCCCAAAGAUGGACGUUCAUCCAACAGGGAGGGGGAGAGGAACUCCAGAGGAGUCAGUGGUGCCAAUGGAGAGAGGAGGAGGCGUCACACUCAAGGGUCCAGGGGCCAAUCCACAGCUGAAGGGGAGGAGUCCAACGAGAAGGAGAAGACCCACAGUCACAGACCCUUUCUCUUUCCUGGGGACAGGUUUGCUGACUCAGAGGGGGAGUCCCUCCCUCUCUCCCCCCAGCAGGGCUCUGGGGGGGCUGACUGGCCGAGCGACCGACCAGAGGAUUCAGACAACCAGAGGAACGUCAGAAGAACCUGCCAAUCCUCCAUCCAUGUUCCUCCUGUGACUAUCACCUCCCCCCCUGGAGACACCACCCUCAUACAGAUGAACAGUAUGGACUGUGAGACCAUGCCCAUGAAUGAUAAGACCCUGGCGGAGCUGGCUCCAAGUGGACCCAAACCCAUCCUGCCUUACAGUUCUAUGUUCGUCUUUGGACAGACCAACCCGGUGAGGCGGUUAUGUCACUACAUCGUGACUCUGCGAUAUUUUGAGAUGAGCAUCCUGGUUGUGAUUGCUAUGAGCAGUAUCGCUCUGGCAGCAGAGGACCCGGUCUGGACCAACGCCCCGCGCAACAAUGUGCUCAAAUAUCUGGACUAUGCUUUCACUGGGGUUUUCACUUUUGAAAUGGUGAUCAAGAUGGUGGACCUUGGCCUGUUGCUUCAUCCUGGAGCCUACUUCAGGGACCUGUGGAACAUUCUGGACUUCAUAGUGGUCAGUGGGGCGCUGGUGGCUUUUGCAUUUUCGAGCUUCAUGGGUAGAUCGCAACAAGGUGUUACCAGGGGGACCAAAGGCAAAGACAUCAGCACCAUCAAGUCACUGAGAGUUCUCCGAGUGCUCAGGCCUCUCAAGACCAUCAAACGUCUGCCGAAACUCAAGGCGGUGUUCGACUGUGUUGUCAAUUCUUUGAAGAACGUGCUGAACAUCCUCAUUGUUUACAUCCUCUUCAUGUUCAUCUUUGCCGUCAUCGCAGUUCAACUGUUCAAAGGGAAAUUCUUCUUCUGCACAGACGAGUCCAAGGGCCUGGAGAAAGACUGCAAAGGACAGUUCCUGGACUAUGACACAGAGGAGGUGGCGGCGAUGCCCAGGGAGUGGAGGAAGUACGAGUUCCAUUAUGACAAUGUGCUGUGGGCCUUCCUGACCCUCUUCACUGUCUCCACUGGGGAGGGCUGGCCAACUGUCUUGAAGCAUUCUGUGGACGCUACCUUUGAAGACAAGGGCCCCAGUCCAGGCUACAGGAUAGAAAUGUCCAUCUUCUAUGUGGUGUAUUUCGUGGUCUUUCCUUUCUUUUUUGUCAACAUCUUCGUUGCUCUGAUCAUCAUCACCUUCCAGGAGCAGGGAGACAAGGCCAUGUCUGAGUGCAGCUUGGAAAAGAACGAGAGGGCUUGUAUUGACUUUGCCAUAAAUGCCAAACCUCUGACCCGCUACAUGCCCCAGAACACACAGUCCUUCCAGUACAGGAUGUGGAAGUUUGUGGUCUCACCUCCAUUUGAGUACUCCAUCAUGAUCAUGAUUGCCCUCAACACUGUGGUGCUUAUGAUGAAGUUCCAUGGAGCUCCAGACUUUUAUGAAGCGAUGCUCAAGAACCUCAACAUCGUCUUCACCACUCUCUUUUCUCUGGAGUGUAUCCUCAAGAUCAUUGCUUUUGGUCCAUUGAACUACCUAAAGGAUGCCUGGAACGUGUUUGACUUUGUCACAGUGUUGGGCAGCAUCACUGACAUCCUGGUGACUGAAAUCAAUACUACGGACAGGCUGCUGAACCUGAGCUUCCUGAGGCUGUUCAGAGCGGCCCGGCUCAUCAAGCUGCUGAGACAGGGCUACACCAUCCGCAUCCUGCUCUGGACCUUUGUCCAGUCCUUCAAGGCCCUGCCUUAUGUUUGCCUUCUGAUUGCUAUGCUGUUCUUCAUCUAUGCCAUCAUUGGGAUGCAGGUGUUUGGCAACAUUGCGAUGAAUGAGGACACAGCCAUUAAUCACCACAACAACUUCCGCACUUUUCUCCAAGCUCUCAUGCUGCUGUUCAGGAGUGCAACUGGUGAGGCCUGGCACGAGAUCAUGUUGUCAUGUCUGAGUCACCGAGCCUGUGACGAGCGAUCCGGCUCCCAGGGGAAAGAGUGCGGCAGUGAUUUUGCUUACUUCUACUUUGUCUCCUUCAUCUUUCUCUGCUCCUUCCUGAUGCUGAACCUGUUUGUGGCUGUGAUAAUGGAUAACUUUGAGUACCUAACCAGAGACUCCUCCAUCCUGGGGCCUCAUCACCUCGAUGAGUUCAUCCGGGUGUGGGCCGAGUACGACCCGGCUGCAUGUGGCCGUAUCAAGUACCUCGAUAUGUAUCAGAUGCUGCUCCACAUGUCCCCACCGUUAGGUUUGGGAAAGAAAUGUCCGCCAAGAGUCGCCUACAAGCGCCUUGUCAAAAUGAACAUGCCCAUCGCCGAGGACAACAGCGUCCACUUCACCUCCACCCUGAUGGCCCUCAUCCGCACUGCCCUGGAGAUCAAACUGGCCUCAGGCAUGGUAGCCCAGCGACUCUCUGACGCUGAGUUAAAGAAGGAGCUGUCCACAGUGUGGCCCAGCCUCUCUCAGAAGACCAUGGAUCUGCUGGUGACCCCACACACAGCCAAUGAGCUGACGGUGGGGAAGGUGUAUGCGGCCCUGAUGAUCUUUGACUACUACAAGCAGAACCGAGCGCGGAGGCUGCGGCUGCAGCAGCAACAGGGCGCUUCAGGCUCACAGUGCAAGGUCGGGGCUCUGUUUAAGCCAUUGCUGCCUCUGACUCACAUGCAGGAGAAAGAUCUGCCUAUGAUGCUAAACAGUGUGGAGCCUCCCAGCAUGCUUCAGCCCAAAUCCAAGUCCCAGCUACAGACCAGACCUAGCUCCAACUCCCUGAACAACGGAGGCACGCUGCCAGGACAUGAGCACAGCAUAAAGGCAUCAUCCUCCUGGGUGAUGGAAAAGUCAAAGGAAGCGUCCCGAGCUAAGACUAAGAGGAUCAUGUCCCGGGGCCCCUCAGAGGACACACCGGCCCCUCCCCUCAUUCAGGAGUCUGUGGAGAUGAGGAAGAUGGAGACCAGUGCCAGCAGUAUGCACCCAGUGCCUGGCUACGGUCUGGAGACCCAGGCCCGAGCUGCCUCCAUGCCUCGACUCAACGCUGAGCUGCAGCGGAGCCACUCACGCCACUCUCCAGGGAUCCAACUGGCUUCUGUCCCUGAUGCCAGCCCUAUGAAGCGCUCCGCCUCCACUGUGGCCCCACAGCGGCCCGAGGAGGUCAACCUGAGGGACUACACCCUGGAAAAACCCAGCCAGGACCACCACCACCACCACCACCGCUGCCACCACCGCAGAGACAGGGACAGAGACAAAGACAGAGAGAGGAGACAGAGGUCUCUGGAUGUCCCUCUGGGGGGACAGCCCCCCGGCUCUGCUGGGGCAGCAGGAGAGCAGGAGUCUGACCCGGCGCCCCCCAGGGAGCGAGCCCCCGAGCGCGGACGCUCCCAUGACAGGAAGCACCACUCCUCCGCUGACAAGCAGCGCUACUACUCCUGCGACCGCUACUGCAGCCGGGAACACUGCCACACCAAAUCUGCAACCGCCAGCUGUGCCGCCUCCCCCAGCGAGGGGCAGGACACCAGCAACAAGCAGGGCAGUGGUUGGGAUAAAGACAACCCAGUGGCACUGAGUUCCAGUUCUAGAACGUCAAGCCGUGGACGCCGGCUUCUCCCUCAGACCCCCCUCACCCCGCGGCCCGGGGUGGCUUACAAGACUGCCGCCUCCUCUCCUGUGCACUUUGUGUACAGCCGACUGAGCCGCGGCCUGUCGGAGCACAACGCCCUGCGGCACAGCGGCUCCCCCCACCUUCCCUGUCCCGUCACUCGCAUCAGCUCUGAGCCCUUCCUGGGCGGGGGCCACAGUGAGGCCCCCAGCAGCCUCUAUGGCAGCCUUCGGGACCAGCUGGACGUUUUUCAGGAUGCGGUGUCACGGUCGCCCAGCCCCCGUGCCGGACGCUCAUCUCGGACCGCACCUCCUCACAUGAUAGGAGACGUACUUCCCGCUCAGCAGCAGAACCUCGGGGUGCCCAACGGGUUCCACUUCAGCUCCGGGGGCAGCAGCAGCCCUGGCUCUGGGCUCCCCAGGUAUUACCAGGAGGCAGAGGAGGACGAAUGGUGCUAG
This is a messenger RNA of Trematomus bernacchii (emerald rockcod), 7140 nucleotides long. It is a transcript of the gene cacna1ba, whose product is annotated as calcium channel, voltage-dependent, N type, alpha 1B subunit, a. Gene Ontology annotation, molecular function: high voltage-gated calcium channel activity. Lineage: Eukaryota; Metazoa; Chordata; Actinopteri; Perciformes; Nototheniidae. Gene Ontology annotation, cellular component: voltage-gated calcium channel complex; neuronal cell body; membrane. Bases 1 to 7140 code for a protein of 2379 amino acids. Gene Ontology annotation, biological process: chemical synaptic transmission; calcium ion import across plasma membrane. The transcript has 52 exons. The record is from RefSeq and is a predicted model, not a curated record.